GAUUGCGGAUUCUGCGCUGUCUGCUAAAGUACCGGGCGGGAUUUCCGCAAUACAUUCAGUAUGGCGAAGACCUACGAUUAUUUGUUUAAACUGCUGUUAAUCGGGGAUUCCGGUGUCGGGAAGACCUGUGUGCUGUUCAGGUUCUCGGAGGAUGCCUUUAACUCGACGUUUAUUUCGACGAUAGGUAUCGAUUUCAAGAUCAGGACAAUAGAACUAGAUGGCAAGAAGAUAAAGUUACAGAUAUGGGACACGGCAGGACAAGAACGAUUCCGAACGAUCACGACGGCAUAUUACAGAGGAGCAAUGGGUAUCAUGCUGGUUUAUGAUAUUACCAAUGAGAAAUCAUUUGACAACAUCAAAAACUGGAUCCGAAACAUAGAGGAGCAUGCAUCAGCAGAUGUAGAAAAAAUGAUUUUGGGGAACAAAUGUGACAUUAAUGAGAAGAGGCAGGUGUCCAAAGACAGAGGCGAGAAGCUGGCGUUAGAGUACAGCAUCAAGUUCAUGGAGACAAGUGCGAAGGCUAAUAUCAAUGUUGAGAACGCAUUCUUAACGCUCGCCAGAGACAUAAAAUCAAAGAUGGACACGAAAUUGGAGGGUAACAAUCCUCAGGGCAGCAACCACGGAGUGAAAAUUACCCCUGAACAGCAGAAAAAGAGCAGCUUCUUUCGUUGUGUGCUACUGUGAAGACCAAGGCCUUACUGUCCGCCGCCAAUGGGCUGGACACGACUGGACUAUGCUCUCCUCCUUAGCACUCCUCCUCCUUCCUCUCUUCUCUCCUUCUCUGUCGCGCUCUACUUCCAGCCCUAGGACAGUCGGAGUUCCUGGCUCCUCUCAUCAUCUUCCAUUGACAGAUUAGCGAUGCCGCUUAUGACCCUUCCCUGGCGAAAGAAAGCAUUGGUUCUACAAGUCAAGGCGAAGAGCCGGUUACUGAUGCAUCGCCGUAAACGCGCACCUAAAGAAGAUCCCGUACCUCCAUCUUUGUUUCCAUCGCUCGUUUUGAGCGCACAACUGCCAAAAUCGAUCCAUUCCUUCAUGGCGACCUGGAAGUACUUGUGAUUGUGAUUCUGGGUCUGGCUGCAGAGCGUGAUCUAACAUUGAGCCAAUUUGAGAGUUCCGUGGGGCGAUCUUUAUCAUUCCAUUUUAUUUUCGGCGCAUUCUUCGACAAUCACAUGACCUUAUUGUAAGUAGAGGAAUAUUAUAACCCACCUCUUAGAUGCUUCAAUUUUUUUUUUUUUUUUUGUUCCCAGUUUUAUUUUUCACACUGAUCAUUCACACAAUUGGUGCAGUCAAGGUUUCACAAACAUGGCUAAUGAUAUUUUCAUAUUAAACAAAUGAAGAUCCUGCUUUUUAUUCAUCAAGACGUGUUUACUUCCUCGUUAAAUCUAACCUCCCUUUUUUUUUAACAUGCACAUGAAGCUAUUUCCAAAUAGUUCAGCCUUUUAUGCAGUAGCGCUAGCUUUCUUUUUAAUAAUCCUUUGCAUAAAUCCAAAACUCAGGUCUUGCUUUAUUUUGACCUGAAAACGUCCCAUCAUGAAAGUGCAACACUUGAAUUGAAUCUACUAGAGUAUACUCGAAUGAAACUGACUCAUAGCCCUUGAAAGGAUGAGGAAUUCCUGAGUUUGUAGUAUUAAUUAUGCGUAACCAAAAGCAAUGAGAAAGGGUGACUGUGACCUGAAAAGCAGAGCUAUACUUGAGAAAGCACCUCCCGUACAGACGUCCAUGCACUUUAUCAGUAUCCUUUGUGUUGUGUGUAGUUUGUGCCAAGUGAUAGUUUUGCAUCAUAAAGACAGGCGUUUUAACAUGGUUACAUGGAGUAUGACCUGCCGAAUUCACGUUAGUUUUAAGAGUAAGGCGUUUUCAGUUUCAACCCAAGCGUUCUUUGCAAGGACUAUUUCUACACCAGUCUUUCCCUGAUAGUAAGCCAAAGCUAGUUUUAUGCAUUGGCUUCUAUUGAUGCAGUUUGAAUCAGUUGUUCAUUUGUUCAUAUGUCUGGAGUGUUAUGAAUAGUUUGGGUGGCACAGUGCAAAAACAAAACGGAUUUGGUUCACAUGACUAGGCUUAACUACCCAGAAUACCGUAAUCCACCAUUCCUGAUUUCAGAAUAGUGUGUUGUCAUAAGCACAUGCUUAUAAUUAAUGCAAGAAAUGCAAUGCUCGAGUUGUACAGCCCUUCAAAGACAAAUCUCAGUAGUUGCACUUGUUUUUGUAGUGGUUUGAUAUGAGUUUUCACACUGAUUUCUCUCAAUUUGAUCUUGCACUCUAAAAAAUGCUGGGUUGAAAA
This is a messenger RNA of Megalobrama amblycephala (Wuchang bream), 2280 nucleotides long. RefSeq names its product RAB8A, member RAS oncogene family (gene rab8a). The record is from RefSeq and is a predicted model, not a curated record. Lineage: Eukaryota; Metazoa; Chordata; Actinopteri; Cypriniformes; Xenocyprididae. The coding region runs from base 61 to 684 and encodes 207 amino acids. Gene Ontology annotation, biological process: protein secretion; neurotransmitter receptor transport to postsynaptic membrane; Golgi vesicle fusion to target membrane. Gene Ontology annotation, cellular component: trans-Golgi network transport vesicle; endosome; synaptic vesicle. The transcript is spliced from 8 exons. Gene Ontology annotation, molecular function: GTPase activity; GTP binding.